Colossoma macropomum (tambaqui) is the source of this 5612-nucleotide messenger RNA. RefSeq names its product KN motif and ankyrin repeat domains 2 (gene kank2). Bases 281 to 3610 code for a protein of 1109 amino acids. The transcript is spliced from 13 exons. Gene Ontology annotation, molecular function: protein binding. Gene Ontology annotation, cellular component: cytoplasm. Gene Ontology annotation, biological process: negative regulation of G1/S transition of mitotic cell cycle; negative regulation of transcription by RNA polymerase II; negative regulation of vitamin D receptor signaling pathway. Lineage: Eukaryota; Metazoa; Chordata; Actinopteri; Characiformes; Serrasalmidae. The record is from RefSeq and is a predicted model, not a curated record.
UGGGGUGGUGAGCGUGCUGCUGUGGGCUCUUUAAGAGCAGAGGGAGGGGGCUCAGGACUGGGCUGCAGUGUUUUUGUCUCGCUGUCAGUGAGACUGCUGGCCUUACACGUCUGAGGGGACAGCGAGGGGGUAGGCUUGAGGUGCCACCCUCAAGAAAGAGUGAGGGAGAGAGAGAGAGGGACAGAGAGAAGAAGGGAAGGAACAGUCCUGGAGGUUGGGGUGGAGAGCGCAGCAUCGUUGCACUGUUUUGAAUGUGAUGGUGUGACAAGAGGUUGACAUUAUGGCUCAAGUGCUGCAUAUGGACACCAGCUUCCCAGGGAAGAUUAACCCUCCAGCUCCAACUUCCCUGCACGCAAAGGACUCAGAGGCUCCUUACUCAGUAGAGACCCCCUAUGGUUACCGUCUGGAUCUGGACUUCCUCAAAUAUGUUAAUGACAUUGAGAAGGGUAACACCAUAAAGAAGGUGCCUGUGCAGCGCCGGCCACGAUAUGGCUCCCUGCCGCGCGGAUAUGGCUACACUGGCUCAUGGUGGACCUCAACCGAGUCCCUGUGCUCCAAUGCCAGUGUGGACAGCCGCCACUCAUCAUACUCAUACUGUGCCCCAGGCUACCACACCACUCAACGGCCCGGCUUCGGCGCAGCCCGUGUGGAAAAGACCUUGCUUGAUGCCCGGCGCAAGCUGGAGGAGGAGAAAGAUGUCCGGCGCUUUUCCAACCUGGGCAGCAUGCAUAGCAGUGUGGCCGGCUCUAACACUUCGCUUUCCAGCGCCCACAGCUUCAACCGGGCCCAGGUAGGUGGUGGCUCGUACACGUCGGCCAGCUCGGGCCUUUCCACGCCUGUGUCCCCUACCCCGGCCCACUUGCAGCAUGUUCGUGAGCAAAUGGCCCUGGCUCUGAGGAAGAUACGUGACCUAGAGGAGCAAGUGAAGACCAUCCCUGUACUGCAGGUGAAGAUUUCUGUGCUGCAGGAGGAGAAGAGGCAGCUCAGCGUGCAGCUCAAGAGCCAGAAAUUCCUGGGAGUGGGUCGGGGUCGACCACGGGAGCUCUACAUCGACAUCCCUGAGGAGGAUGUUGGGGCUGGAACCACCAAGGUAGAAGCGGGAUUGUCGCCAACCGCACCUGAUGGCUCACGCCAGGACUCAGGGUGUGAGAUUGAAGACACAGUAAUUGUGGGUGGCGCACGGCCUGGGAACAGGAAGGAAGUUCGCACCAUUGGGGUGGGUCCUGAUGUUGAGGAGAAUAAAGGCACCCAUCAGGUCGGAGUAGAUGUGCGUGAGGAAGACUUGGGCUUGCUGCCAGAGACAGCAGCUCUGAAGACCAAGGUGGAACAGCUGGAGGUACAGCUGAAGAGGACAGUGCAAGAGCUGCAGAGUGCCCAAAAGAAGGUGGAGUCAGCACAGAAGGAGAGGGAGAGGCUGGCUGGACCCCCACAGGCUGACCGUGCUGUUAGGGCUACGAGCCUGGGUUGGCAGGAGCAGCAGCAGGGCCGGGUCGGGGCUGGCCUUCACACAGUGGUCAGCUUCACCCAGCAGGACCAGCAGAGGCAGCAGAGGACAGUAGGAAUCCAGGUGUACACACUGGAGCAGCCCACAGUGGUGGGAGUUGGCACUCUGUUGAGGGCUCAAGACUGUAGUUCCCCCACAAGACCUCUCUCUGCAGCCCUUCUGGAGGGAGGGCCUCACAGAGGACAUGCUGAACCACUGGUUGCAGAAGAAUCACCAAGAGAGCUGCCAAUUGCAAUAAGCUCCAAGCAGGUACGAGAGGUCUUGAGAAGCGAAGUGUCCACGUCAGUGCCCGUCACCAGCCCAGCUAUUGCCAUGGAGACAAAGUGCAAUCAAGUGGCUCCCCUUUGCCUGAGGCUGAAGGAAGGAGAGGCACACCAGCAGCCAGCCACAGAAGUCAUCCAGUCGCAUGAAGAUGCAACCAAACCAGCCUCCCCUCAGUCCAGCUUGAGAUCAAUAAUGAAGCGUAAGGCAGAGAAAGAACCAGGCUCUCCCUCAACCAAGAAGAAUCUCCAGUUCAUAGGAGUCAAUGGAGGGUACGAGUCCACGUCAACAGAGGAGAGCAGUUCUGAGAGUUCAGAGGAUGAGAGUGACGCAAGUGAAUAUCAUGAGGCCACAGAAAAGCUACCAGAAUCUGCAGCUCAACAGCCUCAGGCAGCCUCUGUCACCAGCCCUGCUGUCUCUGCCUCUGAGUUCCCCAAAUCAGCAGAGACAGAAGCUGGCCCUGCACCUCAGCACAGCACUGUCCCACCUUUAGUCAAUGAGGCUUCCACUCUGCAGAGCACCAACCAGUCACCAGCCUUAGAUACUGCUGCAUGGCAACAGGUUAUCCAGUCACCAGCCUCAGAUACUGAUAAACAACACUGUGCAAGCCAGUCGUCUACCACUGCCAUGACUCCUCAGGACAGAGUCAGCCAAUUAGCAGAGACAGGUCCUACUCAGCAGCAUACCUCCCAAAGCACUGUCACUUCCCCUGAGCAAAGCUGCAUCCAGUCAUCAGCCACCUGCAUGGUGUUGGAACAAACUGUUAACCAAGCCAAAACCACUGACUCCAGUUCUCAGCAGAAUUCUAACCAAUCAGAGGCCUCAAGACUGACCUCUCAGCAGCCCACUACUUUAUCCUGUACCUUUGGCUCCUCUCAGCCAAAUGUCAGCCAGUCACAAACCACUGACCUCACUCCACAGCAGGGACCCCUCAAAUCAAAGGUUUCAGAUACUUCUGCCCAAGAGGACACAGUCCCAUCUCCAGCCAGCACUCCAACUAAAAAUACCUGCUCAAACGCAACUAAACAGGAAAACAGAGGGGAACUGAGUGAGGGCCUCAUGGCAGCCCUUCACACCUUGCAGAGAGCACUCGGUGAACCAAAUGCCUUCAGCCAGCAGGGGGCGAGGACGGCCUACACUACAGUGCUGCAGGAGUGGCUACGCGUUUCGUGCCACAAAUCAGCGGAUACAGCAGUAGUCCGAGCCUACAUGGAUGCCUUUGCCUCCAUCUCACCCCAGCUGCUAGAGUUUGUGGUCAACAUGGCAGACGGCAAUGGAAACACAGCACUGCACUACACUGUCUCACACUCCAACUUCCCUGUGGUCAAACUGCUGCUGGACACGGGUCUCUGUAAUGCGGACAAGCAGAACAAGGCUGGAUACACUGCUAUCAUGCUGACAGCUCUGGCUGCGUUCCACUCUGACAGCGACCUUCAGACUGUCCUGCAGCUGCUCCGCACCGGAGAUGUCAAUGCCAAGGCUAGCCAGGCAGGGCAGACAGCUCUGAUGCUUGCGGUCAGUCAUGGCCGAGGGGACAUGGUCAGGGCCCUGCUGUCCUGUGGAGCUCAGGUCAACUUGCAGGAUGAUGACGGCUCCACAGCUCUCAUGUGCGCCUGUGAGCAUGGCCAUGUGGACAUUGUGCGACAACUGCUGUCUGUGCCAGGCUGUGAUGCCACCCUUACAGACAACGAUGGCAGCACUGCUCUCUCCAUAGCACUGGAGGCCAGUCAGAAUGACAUUGCCGUGCUUCUGUACGCCCAUCUCAAUUUUGCCAAGCCACCGUCCCCUGUGUCUCCAAAGUCUCCGAUUUUGGGAUCCCCACCAUCUUCAUCCGAAAUGAAGUGAAGGAAUAAAAGAGAUGGGCUGAUUCUUCCUUUUCCAGUUCCUCGUCCACUCUACCAUGUGUAUAUGUGAGAGAGAUUGAGUUUGUGCCCAUUUUUGCAGGCACAGACACAUCUUACUUCUGUAUACAUUUGCCCUGUGUGACUAUAUUUGGGUGAUUUUGUAUGUGUGCACUCUUCCAAGAUGUAAGCACUUGGUGCCAUUCAAAUAUAUUUUCGGUGGUGUUUUAACAAUACUUUUUCACCUGAUCAUUCCAUCAUAGAAUAGAAAACCCACACCCGGUUUCCUAUCCCAUGAUUUUUUUAAACAAACUUAGUUUUGUUGCUUUGAUUUGCUGGUUAGCUUAUUUGAUCCCACAUACAGUAGGAAAUCAAUUAAAUUAUCUGCCUAUUAAUAUAAUUUAUGCAGCAGCGUUGCCUUUGUCUUUGAUAGGGGUGAAAAAAUAUUACGUUAGUAAUUGUACCUCCAUGAUUAGUGAAUUAGCCAUAUUCUAUUUAUAAAUUUAAGAGCUACAAUUAUUCUUUAAUCAAAACUUGCUAUACUUAUUGAAGCCAUGGUGCUCUAGCCCAGGGGUUCUUAACCUUUUUCACAGUGUGAGCCUUUUUUUGUGGUUAAAAAUAUUUCAGGACCCUCCCUUACCCAAUAGAAAUUUAAAAUCCAUAAUAACCUGUCUUCCAUGGCCUAAAGGUGGAGCCAUUCUGCAGAGCAUCAAAUUUGUUUUCUCUGUAUUUUAUAAGGUAUAUAUCUUGUAACACAACUCUCGCAACCCCCCGGGACCACAUCCCGACCCCUGAGGGGGUCCUGACCCCCAGGUUAAGAACCCUUGCUCUAGCCAAACACUGUUACUGACUUUUUACAACAAAUAAAAUCUUUGAUAAGGGGUGCUAAGUUAUGCACAGCACAUCAGAAUAUUCUGACCAGCCUUUUUUAACAGUAUUGUCUUCACAUAUGUCUUUUACACAAAUCCAUAGAUCAGUACUGGGUCAUGUAUGACUAAGUGAUUCAAAGGGGAAGUUUGUCAGUUCAAAGGUUUAAUAAUGAUAAUAUUGUGAUCUUUUUACUAUUUGGUUACAGUUUAUAACGUCUACACCUGUACAGCAGUGUGUCAAAUAGGAUUUGCCUUAGCUUGUUUUUGUGCAGACUAACAGCAAUAUUACAUGCUCUCCACGUAUACUGAUUAUUGUCACCGUGCUAGAUAGAGUUGCAGCCGCUGAUUCUUCCCCGACUUGUGUAGUUUCAGUGUGUGGACUGUGGUUUUGCCUCUGAUCAUGAAGGUUACAGCCUUUUAGAAUAUGUAUGCUAGACUGUAGAAAUGGCUUGUUUUGUAAUUAUAAAUAAAGUAGGCUCUCCGAAGACAGAAUAGCAAAUAGUUGGACUGAACUUUCCAAAUCCAUUUUGGCUUUUCAGUUGAGAGUGUCUGCACAGUGAGGGGUUGCACAUGUUGCCAGAGAUGUUUAAAAAGUAGUGAAUUUCCACAAGACUUUGAAGAGAUUGGUAGAGAUGUUUUGCUGAGGCUGGGAUGGACUGUGGGUGGAGCUAGUGCUCUUUGAUGCUGAAGUGGGCACGGUACUGUGCCCCUCAACCAGUUGCUGUUGUUGUGUGGGUCUAGAAAGUGUGGAAAAAAGGCUCAGAACUAUCUAUGAAGAAUGUCUUGAAUAAGAUGUUUUCUGAAAUAAGAAUAAUAUAUGUCAUUUCCAAAGGUUUUAAGCAAAUGACUAUACAAGUUUUUUAGCUUUUAUCCACACAAGUUAUUAACUGUUUGAAUUGCAAUCAUUGUGUAAUAUGAUGGGUAACUAGAUUUUUUAUCAUGUUUUUACACAUGCUUUCUUAUCACCCGUUUAGGAACUAAUUGGUUUUUAUAAUCUUUUAUAUUUGUUUUAUUUAACUCUCUCUGUAUAUCUUUAUAUUUGUAAUAUCUGUUCACAAAUUCUGUAUAUCUUUUGGCACAUUUGCCCUUUUAAUUAGCAUCAUGUACCCCUAUUAAAAAAAAGAAAUCCACACAUUG